UGCGCGCAACAGCACCGCCGCGCCGCGGCCCCGAUCAGGAAGUGAAUUUGAAGAAAUAAGCGAGUGUGGUGGAGGUAGAAUGACAUAGAGGGGGAGAGGUGGGAGAGAAGCGAGCGGAGGAAGAAGAGACCAGCCGAGGGAGGAAUCGACCCCGUUUCUGGACCUGUAUCGAGCUGCUCCCCUCUUUGGAUAUAGGGCAUAACGCACCGCCAGAAAAUGCUCAUUAAGGAAUUUCGAGUGAUUCUUCCUAUCUCUGUGGAGGAGUACCAGGUUGGCCAGCUGUACUCUGUAGCCGAGGCCAGUAAGAAUGAGACGGGUGGAGGAGAAGGAGUGGAGGUGCUAAAAAAUGAACCAUACGAGAAAGAUGGAGAGAAGGGACAGUACACACACAAAAUCUACCAUUUGCAGAGUAAAGUGCCGUCAUUCGUGAGAAUGUUGGCUCCGGCUUCAGCUCUCAACAUCCACGAGAAAGCCUGGAACGCGUACCCAUACUGUCGCACAGUUAUCACUAACGAGUAUAUGAAAGAAAACUUCCUGAUCAAGAUCGAGACGUGGCACAAACCGGACACGGGACACCUGGAAAAUGUACAUGGUUUGGAUGCAGAAACCUGGAAGAAAGUGGAUGUCGUUUAUAUUGAUAUCGCGGACAGAAGCCAAGUGGAUUCAAAGGACUACAAGCCAGAGGAGGAUCCUUGCAGGUACAAGUCAGUGAAGACAGGACGAGGCCCUCUGGGACCAGACUGGAAGAAGGAACUUCCUAAGAAGACAGACUGCCCACACAUGUGUGCCUACAAACUGGUCACCGUCAAAUUCAAGUGGUGGGGCCUGCAAAAUAAAGUGGAGAGCUUCAUUCAAAAGCAAGAGAAGCGUUUGUUCACUAAUUUCCACCGUCAGCUGUUCUGCUGGAUUGACAAGUGGAUUGACUUGAACAUGGGAGACAUCCGCCGCAUGGAGGAGGAGACACGCAAAGAGCUAGAUGAGAUGAGAGUGAAGGACCCAGUGAAAGGGAUGGUGGCUCUAGAGGACUGAGGUCGUGUUGGACAGUGAAUGCGGCUGCUAAUCAGACCAGACUACCCAGAUACCAGCGGAUUCACAUGCUACGUCUAUUACCUACUACCGCAACGUCUGACCGGCUGGUCCAAAUCCCCACCCCCCACCCCACCCCACCCCACCCUCAUCCCUGGUACAAUCUGUUUUUUAGGGACCUGGACCCAGUGAAAUCCCAGUUUUCAGAUGAUCUCCACCACCACAUCCCGUCUCCCUUGAGCCCCAUCCAUAUUGUUUCCCCAUCUUAUUAAGUGCUCUGAGGCCUCCAGUAGCACUUUAGAUGAGUCCGUCUUCUCUUUUUCUCUCUCAGUGUCUAAACUACAGAGAAGGUUGUCAUUUAUCUCUGCAAUUUAGGAUUUAUUUGCCUCAGAUAACCCAGUGGUGUAUAUAGACAGUAUACCAUAUAUUGGGGAGCUGAAUAAUUGUAUUUAAAUAUAUAUAGACUUACAUUUAUAAAUAUACAUAUAUAAAUAUAAAUAUAUAAGGACAUGGUUUUUAAAAAUAUUUUUGUCUGUGGACGUUUGUUGUAAUUUUUUUCAGAACACGUUAUCUGUUCAGUGUUCAGUUAUGAUCCUGUGAUUCUCAUUAUUAUUUUUGGAUUUGUCAUCAUACCUCCUACUCUCCAUGUGGGACCUGCUAUAUGCAGUGUUUGCUCUCGUUGUUCAAACCGAUGUGCAACUCUAUAAACCACAGCUGUGAGGAUGAGGCUGUGCUGCUAAGAGGGUUAUUUUGUUUCUACUGUACUCCUGACCUGCCAGAUAGUAUCUUCCUUUAUAUGUUGAGGCAUCCAUUGGCUUUUCUGCUGCUUUGCGAGUUUCUGUGUGCGAGUGUGUGUGUGUGUGUACCUGUGUGUAGUUCUGUAGCGUUGUAAACUCAUCAUGGUUUCCAGCCAUGUUUUUCAUUUUUCACUCUCCAGAUCAUUUCAAGCUCAUCGGCUUCAACUGGUAGGGAGUGCAGUAAUUUAAACAUAUACACACACACACACACAUGCUAGUGCAAUAGAAAAGUGCAAAGCGACACACGUAUUGGACCGGCCAUAGAUGGGUCUUCACGUCCUUUUAGCUGCAAACUGUGUGAUUUAAACAUUAGCAACCUUCAUCAAUACACAGCUCCUGCCGCUUGCUGUAGAUAGAUACAUUAGUCAUUGAAAGUAAAACGUUAUGGGAUCUGCAUAAGUUGUUGCCCCGUCAGCCAUUCCGUCACCUCCAGUGGAUAAAUGGUCUUAUCCAGCAAUAGCAAUAACUACCAUGACACGUUGGGUUCCCUUUUAUCAUCACAAAUGUAACCUACGCUACUGUUUGCUCCUAUGCGGGAAACAGUAAUGCUCACGCUGAAGGUCAAGGAUGGUUUCGGUGUUGAUGAACUAAUUAUUAAAUGCUGGCUUUAUUGUGUUUGCCUUUGGAUGAGGCAGAUUUCUCUCCUACUUGAAUCUGAAGCCUGUUACGUGUAUUGGUGUUUUUUUCGGUAUUCGCAUGAGUGUACACGAGUGACGUACAGUAGUGUCUUUGAAAAGAUCUGAUGGUGGCUGGUGAAGAAGGGAGGAAGUGAUACAGCUGUGGAGUGACGUCUGUUAGGCCUCCUUUGACCUCAGUUACUCUUACUACCCGUCCUCUAUUUACCUUCCCCACACACCAUCUUAUAGACGCGUGGAACUUUAAAGAGCGAGCAACGGAUAAUGACGAAACCAUCAGAACGAGGAUCACACACACACGCGCACAUUUUGAUUGAAUGUUGAAGAGUAUGAAUAGCAGUUCCACCGAAGGGCUUUUCAAACGAAGACUGUAUCAAUUCCAGCUUGUAAUAAAAGGCCUGCAUUGGCCUAAUAUUUUAUUUUGUUUAUUUGUUAUUUGUUGUCCGGUCUGGAGCAGCUCGGUCUGGAAAAGAAAUCAGGAGAAGAAUUAAUAAUCUGCUAAAUUCAGUCUAAACUCUUAUCAUGACAGUGCACAGCAGAUAAUGAUUGUGUACAGGAUUGCUAUAAUAUCUUUAAAUAUUGGUGAUAGCACCCUGAGGUGCUCAUCGAAUUGUGGUGGAUUUUCUGUACAUUGCAGCAUUUACGCCAGUCUUCCACAGCCUCUUAAAUUGUGAUUAUAGCACACAGGUGAGAAGCAUUUAAACUACUUUUUACAGGAUGAUAUUUUACUAACGUUAUUGUGCGAUCAUCUCUCAGCCAAUUCAUGUAAAAUGUAUUUGACUUGCCAGGCAUACCAAAGGCGUAAAAACGGCCACUAAACUGCUCAGGGCAUUAUUGGCAACCGUUUAAGCAUAGAAGUUAAUACCUGCUUCCUCUUGGGUGACUUAUUUCAUAUCCCUUUAUUUCUGUAUGUGGGAUCAAGUUUUUUUAAUCUCGUUACUGCGUUUCUGUUGCCUCCCCUUUUAAAGAAAACGCUGGACCCGGAUGUCCGACCCUUCACCUCUGUGUGUGUCCAUCCAGCAUCUCACUCACUGUCUGUGACGGGGGGGCCAUCAACUGAAUCAUGGAGAUUUGUGGAUGUACUGUAUGUAUUGACUUUGUAAAUACUAAAUAAAGUAAUUUAGAUGAACACAUAUAUAUAUAUAUAGAUCAGACUGUCCUGCCAGACCGCCAUCGCGCCCUCCUGACACUCCAUCCUCUUACUCCGUCACAGACCACUCUGUACCAGUUGGGUUUUAUUGUGAGGAGUUGUAGAGUUUUGAUUGCUGAACUUUAAUGCUGGCAAGACAUUCAGAAAUAGCUAUAAACAUUUAAAAAGAGACACUCACAUAUUAAAGAUGAUCUUGCUGCAGGUCUUUAGGGCGUAGCAGCAAAGCAGUGAAGAGCUGCGUGUGGUUUGUAAUUGGAGGGGAAAAAAACACAUUUACACCCCGUUCGCUAUUUCCGCUCUUUCGCACGUUGUUUCUCCCCCACAGGGACCACGUUUUAUUGGCAGGACAGUGUAUAGAUAUAUAUUUUUGUUCCGAGUGUUGUCGUACCUCUGUUGUCGGUCUCUGAACUACACUCGCUUCUCUACGCGGAAAAGGAACAUGUAACGGCAGCCUGGGUCAGUUGAUUGAUCCACAUAAUUAGCUGAUGUGUCAGUCUCGGUGAUAAAAAAAAAAUUAAAAAAAGACGAUUAGAUGUGGUUGAAAACAUGCUGACACCAGGUCCACAGACCUGUGAGAGAACAGAGCGAAUCUCAUAGAUACUGUAUCUGUUGUUAGAUUCCUCAAUUUAUAAUCAGAAUAUGAAACCAAAUGAUUCCACCACCCCAAACUGUUUUAAAAAGUCUCUCUCUUGCUCUCUGUCACCCCUGUUAACUUGUCUCCCGUUUUUUCUUUUCUUUUAUUGUGAAUUUGUGCCUUUUUCGUCAUCUUCCAAUAACACUGCUGUACAUUGGAGACCUAAAGAAAUGAAUAAAAAGAAGCAAAGCAACUGUA
Molecule: messenger RNA, 4440 nt
Organism: Gasterosteus aculeatus aculeatus (three-spined stickleback)
Lineage: Eukaryota; Metazoa; Chordata; Actinopteri; Perciformes; Gasterosteidae
Gene: pitpnab
Product: phosphatidylinositol transfer protein, alpha b
Biological process (GO): phospholipid transport
Cellular component (GO): cytoplasm
Molecular function (GO): phosphatidylcholine intramembrane carrier activity; phosphatidylcholine binding; phosphatidylinositol binding
Source: RefSeq, a predicted model, not a curated record